Messenger RNA from Dovyalis caffra, 1485 nucleotides. NCBI's taxonomy places the organism in Eukaryota, Viridiplantae, Streptophyta, Magnoliopsida, Malpighiales, Salicaceae. The record is from the annotation of a GenBank genome assembly.
AUGAAAACAAAGCUGUUCUCUAAAACCCUAAUCCAAAAUCAAAAUACAAUCAUUACCAGAUCUUACUACACUAACAAAGCUAAUAAAACUACCUUGUACUCAAAAAUCAGUCCUUUAGGAAGCACCCCAAGUGUGGAGCCUGAGCUUGACAGUUGGGUCCAAAGUGGAAACAAGGUUAGCGUUGCUGAGCUUCAACGCAUUAUUCACGAUUUUCGUAAGAGAAAGCGGUUCUCUCACGCCCUUCAGGUGUCUGAAUGGAUGAAUAAAAAGGACAUUUGCAUAUUCUCGUCGAGUGAACAUGCUGUUCAAUUGGAUUUGAUUGGUAGAGUUCACGGGUUUGUUUCUGCUGAGAAUUAUUUUAAUAACCUGAGGGACCAAGAUAAAAACGAAAAGACGUAUGGUGCCCUUCUGAAUUGUUAUGUUCGGCAGCGCGAAACUGAUAAGUCCAUCUCACAUUUGCAGAAAAUGAAGGAGAUGGGCUUUGCCAAAUCAUCUCUCACUUACAAUGACAUUAUGUGCCUCUACACGAAUAUUGGUCAGCACGAGAAGGUUCCUCAGGUCCUAAAUGAGAUGAAGGAGAACAAUGUUUCACCUGAUAACUUCAGCUACAGACUUUGCAUCAAUUCCUAUGGUGCUAGAGGUGAUCUUGAGGGAGUGGAGAAGAUUUUGAAUGAGAUGGAGCACCAACCGGACAUUGUCAUGGACUGGAACACAUAUGCUGUUGCUGCUAAUUUUUACAUAAAAGGUGACCUUACUGAUAAGGCCAUUGAUACCCUGAAAAAAUCAGAAGCAAGGUUAGAUAAGAAAGAUGGAACUGGCUACAAUCAUCUGAUUUCACUCUAUGCUACGCUAGGGGAUAAGACUGAGGUUUUUAGAUUGUGGGAUCUGGAGAGAUCUGCUUGUGAGAGGCACAUAAACAAAGAUUAUACCAACAUGAUGGAAUCUCUAGUGAAGCUUGAUGAGUUUGAAAAAGCUGAGAAAGUGCUAAAAGAGUGGGAAUCGUCUGGCAAUUUUUACGAUAUACGGGUACCCAAUACCCUUGUUAUUGGGUACUCUGGGAAAGGCUUGUAUGAGAAAGCAAAAGCACUGCUCGAGGACUUGACUGAGAAAGGAAAGGCAACUCUCCCAAACAGUUGGGGCAAAGUUGCUGCAGGAUUUUUUGACAGAAAUGAGGUAGCAAAAGCUUUCAGCUGUAUGAAGGCUGCCCUCUGCGUUUAUGUGGAGAAUAAAGGAUGGAAGCCAAAUCAAAGGGUGAUCAAUGGCAUUUUGAGUUGGCUUGGUGAUGAAGGUAGUGCUGAAGAUGCAGAAGCUUUUGUGUCCUCAUUAAAGACUGUCAUCCCCAUGAACAGGGUAAUGUAUCAUGCUGUAUUGAAGGCAAAUAUAAGAGCUGGGAAAGAAGUGCAUAGACUUUUGGAUGACAUGAAAACUUACAAGGUAAAGGAGGAUGAGGAAACGAAGAAAAUCUUGAGCAUGAUACAGAAGUAA